AACUGUGAUAUCUACGCCCGUCACUCAUCUUUUACUUCGUGUUAAUAGAGAUCGGCGCAAUGAGCGGUUCAGUGGACUCAGCGAUGACGUCAGCAGCGUCGUCCCCCACCACCCCCCUGAGCACCCACGCCCUCGUGCCCCCCUCGUCUGCGCUGCCGGCCCUCGAGGCACAGGACGUACGACUCAGGGGUGACUACAUCAUCUACAGGAGACGGUGGUUCAUACUCAUCCUCUUCGUGAUGUUCUCCAUGUCUAACGCCUUCAACUGGAUACAGUACUCCAUCAUCACCAACAUCAUCACCAGAUACUACGGUGUUGAAGCUUACCUGGUCGACUGGUGCUCCAUGAUCUACAUGGUAUCCUACAUACCGCUUAUAUUCCCCGCGUCGUGGUAUCUUCAAAAACGGGGUCUGAGGUCAGCGGUGGUGGUGGGGUCACUGGGUACGAUGCUCGGUACGUUGGUCAAAUGCUUCUCCGUCGCGCCCGACAGAUUUGCGGUCACCUUCGCUGGCCAGACCAUCGUUGCUGUGUCACAAGUCUUCGUUCUAGGCAUCCCACCUCGCUUGGCCGCCGUGUGGUUCGGGGCAGACCAAGUGUCCACCGCCUGUGCCAUCGGAGUCUUCGGUAAUCAGCUGGGUAUCGCGCUGGGCUUCUUGCUGCCGCCCAUUAUGGUGCCGGACUCCGAGGACUUGGAUGAAAUAUCUGCUGGACUAUAUACCAUGUUCAUCUCUGUAGCUGUUAUAUGUGCUCUUCUCUUCGUGGCCAUCUUGUUUGUGUUCAGGGAGAAGCCCCCCACGCCCCCCAGCGCUGCUGCUGACUCAGCGGAGGCCGAGGCGUCCGCGUCGUACGUGCAGGGCAUACUCAGGCUUGUCAAGAACCCAGGCUACAUUUUAUUGCUGCUCUCGUACGGCAUGAACGUGGGGGCUUUCUACGCCAUCUCUACGCUGCUGAACCAAGUCGUCCUGUCGCACUUCCCUGGCGAGACCCUGAACGCAGGCAGGAUCGGCUUGCUGAUCGUCGUGGCCGGGAUGCUGGGGUCCGUGGUGUGCGGCUACAUCCUGGACAAAACUUCCAAGCUGGUGACGCUUGUGGUGUACUGCUUGUCGCUGCUCUUCAUGCUGGGCUACACGUUUGUCUUCCAGACGCAAGUUCUGGCCCUUGUCUUCGUCAUGGCGGGAGCCUUAGGGUGA
Messenger RNA from Hyalella azteca, 1190 nucleotides. RefSeq names its product feline leukemia virus subgroup C receptor-related protein 2. Gene Ontology annotation, molecular function: heme binding; heme transmembrane transporter activity. Gene Ontology annotation, biological process: transmembrane transport; heme export. The transcript is spliced from 10 exons. Lineage: Eukaryota; Metazoa; Arthropoda; Malacostraca; Amphipoda; Hyalellidae. Gene Ontology annotation, cellular component: membrane. Bases 60 to 1190 code for a protein of 376 amino acids. The record is from RefSeq and is a predicted model, not a curated record.